CAACUACACUCAAUCUCUUUUUCUCAACUUCUUCUAAAAGCCUGAGUUUUUUGCACGGUCCUUUCUACUCCUUGGCUGCUCGCACCCCUUUAAUUUGUCUCCCUCAAACUCAUCUAUCUUUCUUUCAUUUCUCCUUUAUGCGUGGAGGGUAAAAGAGAAAAGCCAAAGGAAGCUCCGGUGCUGGGAAGUCACCGUACCCCUUUACUCCAGUAGCGAUUGGCAGGCGUGUGCGGCCAAAGUGUCCCAAUCGUGCGGCGGAGGGCAAGCUGGGAACUUGCUGGACGGUAAGUUUGAAUUUGGAAGAAAAUUAAGAGAAAAUGAUGUGGUCCUUGGGUAGCUCGUAUAAGAAGAUAACGAAGAUGAUGGUGAAGAAUGCAACUCGAAAGAUGGCUGUAGGAUGGACAAAAGAAUCUAAAAGACAUUUAUCCUCAAAAAUGACAACGGCACCUAAUACCUGGAAGAACAACCAGAGCUCGCAAAUAUUAUUGUCUCCACCACUUGUCUCUCUGGACGUUCCAGAAAUUUGGGGUGCUAAUUCCAACCAUUAUGAUCCACCAUCAAGCCCGAAAAUCUCCAAUGUGCAGCUUGCUACGAUAAUUGAUGGGAAGGCAAUUGCAGAGGAAAUCAGGUCAAGAGUAGCCUCUGAUGUAAAAAGGAUGAAGGCAUACAUCGGCAAGGUUCCUGGUUUGGCUGUAAUUUUGGUGGGCCAGAGAAGGGACUCACAGACUUAUGUACGUAACAAGAUAAAAGCUUGUGAAGAAGCUGGAAUCAAAUCUGUGAUGGCUGAACUUCCUAAUUGUUGUGCUGAAGAGGAUGUUAUGACUGCACUGUUAAAGUUUAAUGAGGAUCCAUCAGUUCAUGGUAUUCUUGUGCAGCUUCCUCUGCCAGAGCAUUUGGAUGAGGAGAAGAUUUUGAAUAUGCUGAGUUUGGAAAAAGAUGUGGAUGGCUUCCAUCCAGUAAAUAUGGGGAAUCUUUCCAUGAGAGGAAGGGAACCACUGUUUGUUCCCUGUGCACCUAAGGGUUGCCUUGAGUUAUUGAUCCGAUCUGGCAUGGAAAUAGUGGGAAAGAAGGCAGUAGUGAUUGGGAGAAGCAACAUUGUGGGAUUGCCUAUAGCCUUGCUACUGCAGAGGCACCAUGCGACCGUCACCAUUGUACAUGCUUUCACAAAGAAUCCUGAACAGAUCACAUGUGAAGCUGACAUCAUAGUCACAGCUGCCGGGGUACCUAAUCUGAUUCGCAGCAGUUGGCUAAAGCAGGGUGCAGUUGUUAUUGAUGUUGGGACAUGUCCAAUUGAGGACCCCAGCUCUGAGCAUGGAUACCGACUUGUUGGAGAUGUUUGCCAUGAAGAAGCAUUGAGAAUUGCAUCAGCAGUUACUCCUGUACCUGGAGGAGUUGGACCUAUGACAAUUGCCAUGCUCCUGUGCAACACUCUUGAUUCUGCCAAACGGGUUUAUAGGUUUGAUUGAUCACCCAUGACAAAACUUUGCAUUAUCAUAGUUUCCUUCAGGGCAUUAUUAGCCUAAUUCAGGUCAUUAUAUUAAUUUAGUAGCUCUCAAUUCCAAUGGUUUGGAAUGGAUCUGAAUUUAUUGAAUAUAUACAAAGUUUGCAUCCUAAUAUUGUAGUUUACUCUUGUAUUUUCACCUUUUUCGGAGAUAUUUUUGCAGUCCCUAUCUUUAACCAAAGAAGUACCAUCUGGGGCUCUGUG
Messenger RNA from Durio zibethinus, 1705 nucleotides. Its product is annotated as bifunctional protein FolD 1, mitochondrial-like. The record is from RefSeq and is a predicted model, not a curated record. Gene Ontology annotation, molecular function: methylenetetrahydrofolate dehydrogenase (NADP+) activity; methenyltetrahydrofolate cyclohydrolase activity. Lineage: Eukaryota; Viridiplantae; Streptophyta; Magnoliopsida; Malvales; Malvaceae. Gene Ontology annotation, biological process: tetrahydrofolate interconversion. Gene Ontology annotation, cellular component: cytosol.